Molecule: messenger RNA, 1041 nt
Organism: Hydatigera taeniaeformis
Lineage: Eukaryota; Metazoa; Platyhelminthes; Cestoda; Cyclophyllidea; Taeniidae
Source: the annotation of a GenBank genome assembly
AUGCUUCUAGCCGAAGAGGAAACUGGGAGACGCGAAACAGCCCUCACAUUAGCCGAUCGCAAAGAAGUAGCACAUCUGUUGCCACCUCUACUCUCCACAGCACAGCAUUCAUGCACGUCGACACAAGGACGUGUAGACUUUGCUAAUGUUCGUGCUUACCUCCACACUUUUACCGCUCUCCUGCGUUCGUUUGGGAUUUUAGUCUGUCCAAGUGAUGAGACAAUCAGUGAACCAGUACGUACUAAGAAUAAUGAAAGUGCGCAAGAGAAUCGAAGCCCCCCUCCCUUCGCCCUAAUCCAUUUGAUCAUCAUUGUCCUCCUCCUCUUUAAUCUUCUACCGACAACCAACGCAUUUGAGCUUGGACAGAUUCGUCAGCAGCGAAAUCCAACGCUUCUUAGACCUGUAUCACCUCCCUUAUUUGAUUCUGAAAGAAGCGCGGAUGGUGUACCAACAGAGGACUCCACAGUCAAGAUUCGUACAAGAGAUGUGGAGAAUCCUCCUCGUGUUGCAUUACCACAAGUGGACAAUUCUAUAGCCGAUCCCUGGCUAUACAAUGUCCCUUCAGUUGAUUCAAGCGUACAACGUCCAGCUUUAACUCCAGUUUUCGUUCCAAAUUACAACCAAUACGCAGUCUACAGUCCGCUAUGGAGCUAUCCGGAGACACGACUAGUCGGUGCCUACGGUCCACCCCCUCCAGUGCCUCAUUGGCCUUCACAACCCUAUUAUUCCCGAAAUUCAGCUCAGUUUCGUCGAAGACUCGGCGAAAGACGGCGAAAGGAGAAGUACAAGGGUGAAAAAUGUCCCAAAAUCUGUGACACCUGUCUCCGAAGUUACGAUGGUACAGAUGUCGACGUUGACAAGGAGAGGGCCAUUCUCCAGCAACGCUUUGCCCUUCACGUCAAACCGUCCAUGAAACACAAGGAAUCCGUCGAGGCGUUAUUCAAGUACAUGGACGGAAACAAUGAUGGAUCCAUUAGUUUUACAGAAUUGCAGAACUAUCUCCUCUUGCACAACAUAAUCUCGCCCGACAUACCCCAAUAG